This is a messenger RNA of Gigantopelta aegis, 514 nucleotides long. RefSeq names its product ATP synthase subunit g, mitochondrial-like. The coding region runs from base 78 to 419 and encodes 113 amino acids. The record is from RefSeq and is a predicted model, not a curated record. The transcript is spliced from 3 exons. Gene Ontology annotation, molecular function: proton transmembrane transporter activity. Lineage: Eukaryota; Metazoa; Mollusca; Gastropoda; Neomphalida; Peltospiridae. Gene Ontology annotation, biological process: proton motive force-driven ATP synthesis.
UGAGAAAGGUAGAAAUACAUAACACGUACGACUUGCAGAGUAGUCUACCCUGUUCCAUCACUUCCUGUUUGUCCAAAAUGGCUGCGGCAAGGGCAUCGAUGUCUUUGGUUCAAAGAACAACAAAUGCCGCAAAGGGUAUUGUUGCAUACACAACACCGAAGCUGACGACGUUUUGGCGAUAUGCCAGGGUAGAGAUGCGACCCCCGUCAAUGUCCGAAAUGCCACAGGUUCAGCGAGAUUUUAACAAUCUGGUCGUCGCAGCCCGAACCGGCAAAUGGAAGAAACUUACAGUCCGGGAAGCUUGGUUGAAUACAGUUGUCGGCAUGGAGAUAAUGUUUUGGUUUUUUGUUGGAGAAAUCAUUGGCAAAGGCAGCAUCAUAGGUUACAAUAUACCAGGAGCCACACACUUCGGAAAAUAAAAACUAUCAAACAACAAUUCUGUGGUCCAGUGGGUUUGAUUUUGGACAUUGUGUAUUAAGUAGAAACUUUAUUGUAAUAAAAAAAAAAAAGACUA